GUUUAUGUUGAGAAUGAGGAAGGGCAGCAAAUUUGGGUGUGAGAAACCAACCAGACAUUUUCCAAGCAUGAAUCACAGCUGGAAGGAUGGCCAUAAAUUCAUCCGCGUGCUUCAGCCACCCUUCAUCUGAGAUUCCUGCAGGGUUUCCAAACACUCAGUCAUGUCUAAACUGGAGAAAGCCAUUACUGCUAUAGUGGAGGUGUUUGAGGAGUAUGCUGGAACAGAUGAAGACAAGCGGAGACUGAGUAAUGUGGAGCUCAGUAAUCUGAUUAAGACUCAACUGAGCACCCCUGAGUUCAAGGAUAAAUUGGAUGCAGAAGAUGCCAAAGAGGCGGUGGAAGAAAUAGAUAAAAACCGUGAUGGCCAGGUGUCCAUCAAAGAGUUUAGUAAGUGUGUGGCCAAUCUUGCUGAGGCCUACUUCAAGAAGAAGUAUGGCAAGGAGAAAGGAAAAGGCAAACACUAAAAGUAACAUCACAAAGCUCUACUGAAUACAUCCACCAAAUGCAUCCAUCCAGAAAUUAUGAAAUAGUUAAUAGGUGCAAGUUUUGUGAUGCCAGUCUUCUUGAUCAUGAUAACACUCUACUUUGUACAUUGUCACGGUUUCUCUUUGCUUAGCACAAAUACACUACAUACUAUAUGUUACAGUGGAUAUGAAUAAAAAAAAUAUGAAGCA
Hemibagrus wyckioides is the source of this 673-nucleotide messenger RNA. Its product is annotated as protein S100-A5-like. The transcript is spliced from 3 exons. The record is from RefSeq and is a predicted model, not a curated record. Bases 161 to 463 code for a protein of 100 amino acids. Gene Ontology annotation, molecular function: calcium ion binding; transition metal ion binding. Lineage: Eukaryota; Metazoa; Chordata; Actinopteri; Siluriformes; Bagridae.